UCCAUAUCAACACAGGCAGUCGGGCAUCACACCGCCAUAGGGCUACUACUUUCAGGCAUCUACUAUUUUGUUUACAUUACAGUUCUUGUGAUUACUUCUUGAAGAUUCGUGCUUUUGCCCUUGAUACUUGACAUUAUUUACAUCAGCUCAAUUGAUAGAGUUGGAGUGUUUCUAGAUUUCAAGUUAUGUCGGGGAGCGUUGAAAUGGAAGUUCAGUCAGAUGAUUCGCCAAUGCCGGCUGCUCCAAAAUCCUGGAUGCGCAAUGCAAUGGAGAGAAGUGGCCCAUUUUGCUUGCCAGACUUUGACCACAGACCCGGAGCUCUCCACAGUGUCCUGGGACAGAUCCAGGUGUUAGUUGUUGGCGCAGGAGGUCUUGGUUGCGAGCUGUUGAAAGACCUGGCGCUCAUGGGCUUUUCUCAGCUGCAUGUUAUUGACAUGGAUACAAUUGAUCUGUCCAACUUAAACAGACAGUUCCUGUUUCGAAGAAACGACAUCGGCAGAUCUAAAGCUGAGGUUGCUGCCAACUUCAUUAACAAACGAAUUCCAGGAGUGAAUGUCACACCGCACUUUUGUAAAAUUCAAGAUAAAGACGAGGAUUUUUAUCGGCAGUUCCAUGUGGUUGUCUGUGGCCUUGACUCUGUUCCUGCCAGAAGGUGGAUGAAUGGAAUGCUCCACUCUUUGAUAGAAUACGAUGAUGAUAACACCCCUAUUGCGGGCACAAACAUCCCUCUUGUGGACGGGGGCACGGAGGGUCUGAAAGGAAACGCGAGAGUGAUUUUGACUGGCAUAAGUGCUUGCAUCGAGUGCACAUUAGGGCUGUACCCUCCACAGGUAACUUAUCCCCUUUGCACAAUUGCAAACACGCCUCGUCUUCCUGAGCACUGCAUCGAGUAUGUGAAGAUAAUACAGUGGCCCAAGGAGAAUCCCUACCAGUGCGAGAUUGACGGCGAUGAUCCUGCUCAUUUGUGUUGGAUUCAUGAGAAGUCUGUCGAAAGGGCGUCUCAUUUUGGCAUCACUGGAGUUGAUUACAAGUUGGUGCAGGGUGUAGUGAAGAACAUUAUUCCUGCUGUGGCUUCUACAAACGCUUCAAUCGCGGCCGUCUGCGCCAAUGAGGUCUUCAAACUUGCCACUGGUGUAUGCAAACCCCUCAACGAUUACGUGGUCCUAAACCAAUCAGAUGGCGUGUAUACCUUUGCUUUUGCCAAUGAAAAACGGGAGGACUGUUUGGUAUGUGGAAGGAAAGCAAACAUAUUGAAUAUCAAAGAAGACGCAAAACUAGAGGAGCUCAUCAGCAAACUGUGCCAAGAUGACGGAGCCAGAAUGAAAAACCCAGGACUGACGACCAAUGUGAAUGGAAAGCAAAUGACACUCUACAUAGCCACUGUGCCAAGCAUCGAGAGGCAAACCAGGCCAAAUCUGAAGAAGACGCUCACUGAGCUUGGAUUGGUCAAUGGAGCCGAAAUUGUUGUUGCAGAUGAGACCUCCCCCAUGUCCAUGACUUUCAAGCUUAAUUUUAACUAGGCAAUUUGCCGUACUGUUGGUUAAUUAAAACGAAUUUCGUAAGAAUAUCAACAAUUA
Cloeon dipterum is the source of this 1577-nucleotide messenger RNA. It is a transcript of the gene Uba3, whose product is annotated as Ubiquitin-like activating enzyme 3. Gene Ontology annotation, biological process: protein neddylation. Gene Ontology annotation, molecular function: NEDD8 activating enzyme activity. Gene Ontology annotation, cellular component: cytoplasm; nucleus. Lineage: Eukaryota; Metazoa; Arthropoda; Insecta; Ephemeroptera; Baetidae. Bases 186 to 1520 code for a protein of 444 amino acids. The record is from RefSeq and is a predicted model, not a curated record. The transcript is spliced from 8 exons.